Molecule: messenger RNA, 1263 nt
Organism: Hyalella azteca
Lineage: Eukaryota; Metazoa; Arthropoda; Malacostraca; Amphipoda; Hyalellidae
Gene: Tom20
Product: mitochondrial import receptor subunit TOM20 homolog
Exons: 4
Coding region: 110-571 (153 amino acids)
Biological process (GO): protein import into mitochondrial matrix; tRNA import into mitochondrion; protein targeting
Cellular component (GO): mitochondrial outer membrane; mitochondrial outer membrane translocase complex
Molecular function (GO): transmembrane protein transporter activity
Source: RefSeq, a predicted model, not a curated record
GAAAUUUUGUUUGCUGCUCGGACUUCUGGCAACGUGUCGAGCCUGUUAGUAGGGCGCUUGAGAAGUAAUAAUAGCCUUUGCUCGUCUCUAAAUUAUUGUCCCUAUCACAAUGGUUUCGAAGAGUACUAUUGGAGUGUGUGCUGGAGUUGCUGGUGCACUGUUUGUUGGAUACUGUAUAUAUUUUGACAAGAAGAGGCGAAAUGAUCCUGAUUUUAAGAAGAGGCUACGUGAGAAGAGACGGAAGGGACGUAAAGGAGCUUCUUCCUCAGCUAACAUCAAGUGGCCAGAUCUUAAAGACCAGGAAGCAGUGCAAAAAUUCUUUUUAACCCAAGUGCAGCUGGGCGAGGAGCUGCUGAGCACGGGUGAAGUGGAGUCUGGUGUUGCUCACCUCAGCCGAGCUGUGGCUGUGUGCGGGCAACCUCAGCAACUGCUGCAGGUGCUGCAGCAAACCCUUCCCCCACAAGUCUUCCAGCUGUUGUUGGCGCAGCUGCCUGCGGUUGGCAAGAGCAUCAUGGAGGCAGCCGGAGACAGCAAUGAGGGAGCCAAAAUCACCGAAGAUGAUUUGGAAUGAGGACGAGCAUCGCUGAUUCUCUGAAGGUCGAAACUUGUGAAGCGUCAUAAUUGUGGAUCUGUGUGUCGGACUGGCCGUGAUGACGUAUCUAGUCUUCACUGUCAUUUUCUGCACGUCUUAGUCGACAUAAAUCUACUGGUAACAAAUAUUUCCUGCUGAAAUAAUGUCGCUAACAUGCAAGCAAAAAUAUCUUUUCAUGACAUGUAACUUGACUAAGCUAUUUCCAGUGAGAGGCAAGUUGUUGAAAGAUUUUCAGAGCGCGGUUUAUUCUAUCGCGCCACCUUCUCCAGUGUACAGUUGUUAUAGCAAGUCUGCCUUCGUCAUGAUGUAAAUUUUCUAAUCUGCGAUUGUUUAAAUCGGCUCCGUUUCAUCAACUGAAUUUUUCUCUUUGCGAUUCAUGACAAUUUUUGUUCAAACUAUGAGAGUUUACGGCUGUCCGUGAAUGAGACGUGAUCAUACAAUUUUUUUAUGAAAAAAUGGUGAACCAUCACGUUUCUUGGUCAGUUGAUAAACCUUGGUCGAGGUAAGCGAGGCAAACCUUAAUCGAGGCUGCUUUAUAAUAUGUUAGGUCGCAUUAAAAAUAUGAUAUCGAUUUGUGUUAGUAACAUGUGGCAUUUUUCUUUUUUAUUCAUCGCAAGUUAUUUUGUUAUCAAUUCGUGCGUGUACAGGCUGAAUAAAAACUAAGGAUUUGU